This is a messenger RNA of Pistacia vera, 685 nucleotides long. Its product is annotated as E3 ubiquitin-protein ligase SINA-like 10. NCBI's taxonomy places the organism in Eukaryota, Viridiplantae, Streptophyta, Magnoliopsida, Sapindales, Anacardiaceae. The record is from RefSeq and is a predicted model, not a curated record. The transcript has 2 exons. Bases 5 to 580 code for a protein of 191 amino acids.
GAAAAUGGGAAGAAGCAAAACCUGGAUUUCGGGUAGAGAAGACGAUGGAAAAAGACCUAUCAAAAGUUUUGGGCCAAAUCCCAAGAGACAGAGAAAGGUGGCUCCGGUGAGUCAAAGUAAAAUCAACUUGAGAGAUGAAAUUCCUGAAGAAGAGCGAGGACUUAUUGAAGUGCGAGUAGAAGUUAAAGGGAGGAAUGAAAAUUCAUGUGAAGAAAUUGAAGUAGGCGUAGAAGAUAAAGUGAGGAAUGAAGAAUCAUGUGAAGCAAUUGAAGUGGAAGACGAAAGAAUCGAAGAGGAAGAAAAACACGAAGAGGAAGAUAAGGAAAGUUAUGAAAUUGAAGAGGCAGCUGCGGCUAAUAAUGGUGGCAAAGGAGAAAGUGCUGAUACCGUCAAACGUAGUGGAAAUGGCUCAAUUUCUGUGACUUUAACCGACCCAGAACUUUUAGAUUGCCCCGUUUGCUUUGACGCAUUGACCACUCCAGUCUUUCAGGAAGUUGCUGGUUUUAGAAGAAAGCAGAAAAUGGUAAGAGCAAAAAACACAACCACUCAGGGUGGAGGCACAUCGUCAGCUGGAGUCUAAUUUCGAGACGUGCAACAUAAAAAGCAAUACAAAGAGAUGACGAAAAGAGAUAUUUGUCUUGGAAGAAGUUCGGAUUUAGGAUUUAUAACUAGUUUGGGAUUAGGU